Spodoptera exigua (beet armyworm) is the source of this 3574-nucleotide messenger RNA. Lineage: Eukaryota; Metazoa; Arthropoda; Insecta; Lepidoptera; Noctuidae. The record is from the annotation of a GenBank genome assembly.
UUCGGUAGUUCUACAAUCCUAUAAUAGCAGAUUUUCCGUGAUAAUCCGUGUCUUUAAAAUGUUUUUUGCACAGACUUGAAUCAACUGUUGAUACAAAGGUUAUAAUUUUUGUAGCUCUUUCUCACUUUCUUUUUUUCAAUGCUGGAGCUUUUGGAAAAAGAUGAUUACCACGAUUAAAACAGCCUGGUACUUAACACAGUGGCAUAUUAGAAAAAACCUAAUAAUUCUGAUUGAGAAUCACCAUUAUGUAUGAAAUUGACAGUUGUCAGUCAAACCAUCGACGAUGCGCCAUCUGACGGGAUAAAUACGCAGUGUGGAUCCCCAUUUGCGUAUUCGAUGUAUCGAAUGAAAAACAUCGAUAUGUAUUCGAUGUUGAAGUAUUAACAAUACAUCGGUUCAAUACGAUGCAUCGAUACAAUACAUCGAGUGUUUUUAAAACAUCGAUGUAUAUCGUCCACCCCUAUCUCAUUCUCAUUCAUUCUUCAUUCACGCUCUGAGUUGCUUCAACAGCAUUUUGUUUUUGGUGUCGUGGUGUUUUUCAAUAACUACUAUUUUAUUGUAAAAUCAUUCCAAAAUAACAUAAAAUAUGAAAUCUAAGAAGCGGCAUCACACAUCCUCUGAAGAUUCUGAUGAAUCUGAUGUAAGUGGAAAUAGCAGUUCUUCAGGCAGUGAGAGUGACGAUUCCUCGGUGUCGGAACACCGCUACAACAAGAAGAAAAGGAAACGUGCUGAAUCUACCGAUUCGGAGAGCGAUUCUGAAGAUCAGAAACGUUCAAAGAAACGAAAGCAUAAGAAAAAGAAGAAGAAGCACAACAAGAAAAAGAGGCGUUCAGAUUCUGUCGAAGAAAGUGGAUCUGGCGCGGAAGAUGUUUCAUCAGUCAGUGAAGGUGAAAUUUCUUCAAAGAAGAAACGAAAACAUAAACGUAAACAUAAAAGACCACGCAGUUCUUCUGCUGGUGCACAAGAUGAAGAGCAAAUCCAGCGUCGUUUGCAUAGUGUGGUUAAAGAACGUCGUGGGUCCUCUGAAGAAGCAAAUCCUCCAAUACGUUCAUACUAUAACCAGAAAGAAUACCAAAGAUCAGUGUCUCCUGAAGAUUAUGAAAGGGAACGAGAAGUACAACGUUUUUACCGGGGAUCCAGCAAGGAAAGGAGGCAACAGUAUCAAGAGCAAUAUCAACAGUAUGACAGGGAACACAAUGAAAGAUAUUCACAGUAUCAUCAAGAAAAAAAUGAUAGAUAUAAAGAAAAAUUUGGCCAAAGCUCCCAAUAUCAUGAUCUUAAUGAAGAACAUAAUAGACGACUAAGAGAUUAUGACGAUAAAAGGAGUCAUAGAUAUGAAGACCAUAGGUCUCCUAAAGAAGAGUAUCAAAGGCGACCCAGAGAACAUGAGGAGCGUUAUCAUCCAAGAGAUGAUGCCAGAGGGGUAAACCGUUUCAAUCAGUUUGAAGAGCGAGGGGGCCCAAAAAGGCGGGAGUAUGAAGAUAGAAGAGACUAUCGUGAAAGGCGUGGUCCACCAGACAACGACCGCUUCCGUGAGAGGGACUACCCAGACAGGAAGGAGAGGUACCAUGAAGAUGGAUUUGCUCCUGAAAGACCACGUGAUAUUCGUCGUGAGAAGGCCAUGGGAAUAGCUGGCAGACCGGACAAACCUGCACCCGCGUCGCACAGGGAACGUUCCAGAUCAAGAAGUCAGGAAGACCGCUUUAAGGAUCGUGGUCGCCGAUCAGAGAGACCGGACGUGAGAGAAGAUAGGUUCAAAGAUGGGCGUGCUGACGAGAGAAGAGAUGGGCGCGGAGAUGAAAGGCGGGAUGGCAGAGGUGACGAUAGAAGAGACGGCCGGGGUGACGACAGAAGGGAUGGCCGUGGGGAAGAAAGAAGGGACGCGCGGAUGGAAGAACGGAGAGACCGAGGUGACGAUAGGAGGGAUCGACCUGGACGAAAUGAAGAUCGGAACGUCGACCGUGGCCGACCUCCGAUAAAAACAGAACCUAAAUCACGCGAUCGUAAAUCUAGAUUUGCGGAUGCGGAUGAUAACAAGGAAUAUGACUGGGGCAAAGCCGAGAUUAAGAAAGAGGAUGGCAAAAUUCCAGCAGAUAAAGAAAAACCUAAUUUUGGUUUGUCUGGUAAGCUGACAGCUGACGCGAAUACGGUCAAUGGCGUUGUGAUUAAGUACACCGAACCCGAUGAUGCUAAGCAGCCUAAGAGGAGAUGGAGAUUCUAUCCUUUCAAAGGAGAUAAAGCAUUACCUAUCCUGUACAUUCACCGUCAGUCAGCUUUUCUAAUUGGGCGGGACAAGAAAGUGGUGGAUAUUGCAUUGGAACAUCCUUCUAUUAGCAAGCAACACGCUGCGCUGCAGUAUCGAGCUACGCCAUUCACGAGACCGGACGGCACGCAAGGACGCAGGGUUAGACCUUACGUCAUAGAUUUAGAAUCUGCUAAUGGUACUUUUGUAAAUAAUAAGAAAAUCGAACCUCGUCGGUAUGUGGAGUUACUAGAGCGCGACGUUGUGAAGUUCGGAUUCUCUCAGAGGGAGUACGUGCUGCUACACGAGAAUAGUAAAGACGACGCACAGGACGACGACCACCACGACCCGCCUGCUAUCGGUGGCAAUGUCACCACCACCGAACAGUUGAAACAUGAGAAACGGAUGAAGCAAGAAAUUGCCGAAGACGGCGAAUAGAUAAGUCUAGUUAUUACUACAUAGAAGUUAUAUUUAGUUACGAAAAGUAUAUUUUAUUUUAUUAUUAGAUAAGCUGUCGUUUGCAGUUCUACGCAAAAUAUAUAUUUGUUUCGAGGAUUCUGACAUCUUUAUAUUAACUACCUCGAAUUAUAUACAAAAGUAAUGUAUUAUAACUUUAUAUUCUUUGAACCGUGUCACGCGUCUGUCUCCUUUUUCUACUAAAAAUAAAUACUACUAAGUUUUGCUAAACUAAAAAAAUCUAUAUUUUUACUAAGUGUGUGUAAAAUUUCUAGGCAUUUGCAUGCACGGGCAUAAUUAUUACGCUACAUAACUAUUACACGUUGAUCAAAAAUUUGUCAUUGAUUUCUACUGCUGUGAAAAGAAACAGGUUUCUGACGAUUGCGCGUCACCGUUCGACACGUAGUUUUUUAACGACAUAUUGAAGUAAGUAGUUGUUAUUGUGCUGAAUUUUGCGUUCCGUGUUUAUGACCUAAAGGUAACUAAACAGAGCGUAAUCGAAGCGAAAUGGCAAUAAUGCUGUGAGACUUAAUAGUUGAUAUUUGGCUUAUUUUUAAAUAAGUUUAUUCUUUAUAACAUUAUAGCAAAUAGUUGAGUGUGAAAACGGGUUUAUUUGGCAUUGUACGUACAUUUUGAUUUUCGAUAUACAUACUUAUGGUUUUUGAAUAAAAAUUAGUCGACUAAAAAGUACAUUGCAUUUUAGUGCAUUAAGCAUACCGAAACCUAAAAUAUACUAAUCAGAAUUUGCGUAGAAUUUAUCUAAAUCUAUUUCAAUUAUUUGAAAUCCACUUAUUUUUGUUAAAAUGUAAAAAAUACUUUAGGCUAAUAAAUUAAUCGUAACGUAUAUCAAAUAAAAUAUUAAAAUAAGCAUAUUUU